Strongylocentrotus purpuratus (purple sea urchin) is the source of this 1395-nucleotide messenger RNA. RefSeq names its product beta-1,3-galactosyltransferase 5-like. The transcript has a single exon. The record is from RefSeq and is a predicted model, not a curated record. Gene Ontology annotation, molecular function: hexosyltransferase activity. Lineage: Eukaryota; Metazoa; Echinodermata; Echinoidea; Camarodonta; Strongylocentrotidae. The coding region runs from base 175 to 1323 and encodes 382 amino acids. Gene Ontology annotation, cellular component: membrane.
ACGAAACAUGGUACAUAAAAGAAAAUAAAACUUUUCGCAUGCACCAGUGAUGAUAGGCGCUCGGGCUGACGCCCGCGCCGAUGUCACUCUCCAUAUAAACGCGAUUAGUAUACUUGUAACGCCCGACGCAUAUCGGAUAGGCUAACUUCUACCUUGCAGUAACCUGCAUUUAUCAUGGCUCUUGUAUACCGGGCCCUUAAAAGAAAAAGUGUCGUUAUCGUGUUGAUCUGUUUGGUAGCGUUAUGUUACUAUCUCAUCGGUGGUCGUCAGACCAGUCAAAUUCCAAAAGGCUUGACUCGGAAUGGGACAUUACCAACUGACAAAAUGAGUUUAUCUACUAAUCUCACAAAAUACAUGCGGUCUUUAGACCGCUCACCUCAGAACACUACGCAGAAUGAGGACACUAGAAGUUGGCUAGAACGUACACAUUGGGAGUCUAAGAUUGAUUACCACAUGUAUCACUAUCUAAUUAAUCCCAAGGAUAAGUGCAACUCCAAUGGCCUGGUGGUGGAUAUUUCCGGGAACUUGACAUUGCUUGUCCUGGUGAAAUCAGCACCUGGUAACGCCGAACUGAGGGAUGCCAUCAGGAAUACCUACAUGCAGGGAGCCAUAAAGUACAACGUGUCCGCUAGGAUCUUGUUCCUCCUUGGAUUCCAAGCACAUGGUGAAGUGCACCAAACGGAUAUCGUCAAGGAGGCUGAGACCAAUGGGGACAUCAUCCAAGAAGACUUCGAAGACUCUUACCACAACCUUACCAUCAAGGUCAUCAUGGGAAUCAAAUGGGCCAUGACAUUCUGCGGUAACAGUCACUUCGUGAUGCUGACGGACGAUGAUAUCAUGUUUGACAUCCUGACCCUCGUCGAAGAUCUGUCAAAGGCAUACCCAAAACAUCACUCGGGAUUCGUACUAGGUGAGGCAACGUACAAUGCCAUUCCCUUCAGAGACCCAAAUGGCUACUUAAAGAAGUUCUACACUCCAAAGACAUUGUACCCUCAGGCCAGGUACCCGACAUACCCGCAGGGGUAUGGGUACAUCAUUUCAAGGGACGUCGUACCUCGGGUUUUCCAAGCUUCCAAGGAAAUACCCCCUCCUGUACCGUGGGAGGAUGUCUACAUGGGUGCUCUGCUCCAGAAAGCUAGGAUAUCCAUAACAGAUAAGUUACCCUGGUAUCGAGAACGACACCCUGUCAAAACGGCAACACCGAAUUUGCUAGUUCCUCACAAUGACUACUUCAUGAUACAAUUAUCGAGUGCUAAAAUGAAGACAGUUUGGGAUGCAAUUCAGAGCGCGUUCAUCAUCAAUGCGAAUAACUCGGUACAUUAGUCUAAUAAUUGUUGAGGUGAUGUUAAUUGUUAUUGUAUAAUUGUUUUAAAUGGGGGCACGCUACAAUUAAGA